AAGUUAUUUAAAGUUGUCUAUGCUCAAUUCCAAAUUUUAAUAUAAGAGUGUUGAUCACACCCUGUUUGUCAUCUACCGUGGUUCAUUGUUCUUCUUGCUCUCACCCACUCACCAUGAAUUUGUUCAACUGGCUCUCUUUGUUCAUCGUUUUUCACGUCUUUGCUGCAACACCUCGCAUCUUCUCGUUAACAGAUUCAUCCACACAACUCCCUGUCAACUUUCUAGAUGCUGCCAAGAAGCCUGAGGUAUUUGACUAUAUGGUCAGAAUCAGAAGGAAGAUUCACGAGAAUCCAGAAUUGGGUUUUGAGGAGUUUGAGACCAGUAAAUUGAUUAGAGCAGAAUUGGAUCAACUGGGUAUACCCUAUAAACACCCUGUUGCAAUCACUGGUAUAAUUGGCUUCAUUGGGACUGGAAGAUCGCCUUUUGUUGCAAUAAGAGCUGAUAUGGAUGCUCUCCCCAUGCAGAGUUCAAGUGGUGAAGGAUAGUGGGUUCUAGUGGUGUUGUUCCAGGAGUCUUACCGUUCGGUGAAGGUGAAUGCUAUUUUUGGCUUGUCAGGAAUGGGUUUCAAGAAUUAGGAAAAAAUACUAUCAAGUAGCAUAUGGCAACAUAAAGAAUUCAGAAAGCUUGCAUUCUAAUUCAUCAGUGCGUCGAUGCUGCAGUCUUUCAGAAGAUCUCCAAAGGUACAACAUCGAAACAAGCUUGGGAUAGGGGUUGACAAAACGAAGAAGGUGAAGUUCCAAACUCUUUGAAGGCAAUAUGAGUUACUUUAUGUGUCCGAUCAUUUGUCUAUUGUUGAUUACUUCAACCAAAUUCAAGUAUUAUCAAUGAGAUGCAAAGAAGAGUUAACAAGGUGUAUUAAAAUUUUAAUAGAAAAAGAGUGGCUGCUAUGUAAAAGUGUUAAGAACCGGUGUAGGUGGUGAGUAUCUGUCAGACGAGUUACAAAAAUUUGGGAGACAGAAGAUAUUGUGCAUGAAGUAACAUCACCUUACACUUCACAACAUAAUUCUGCUGCUGAGAGAAAGAACAUGGUGAGGAGCAUGCUCAAGAGUAAGAAAGUUCCUACUUAUUUGUGGGGUUAAACAGCCUGCCCUGCUGCUUUCAUUCUAAAUAGAAGUUCAACUAAAAGAUUGAGUGGUAAGACGCCAA
This is a messenger RNA of Vigna umbellata (rice bean), 1146 nucleotides long. Lineage: Eukaryota; Viridiplantae; Streptophyta; Magnoliopsida; Fabales; Fabaceae. The record is from RefSeq and is a predicted model, not a curated record.